Messenger RNA from Dimorphilus gyrociliatus, 2443 nucleotides. The record is from the annotation of a GenBank genome assembly. Lineage: Eukaryota; Metazoa; Annelida; Polychaeta; Dinophilidae.
CAGCUGAUGUCACGUGUCCUAAUCGUCGAACCAAUUGCCGGUUUUUACAAGGAAAAAUAAGAUAAUCGAGAUAUAUUAUGAAUUAGCCGAUAUCGGUUUAACUUAAGGAAGUAGGCUGAUAGAAAUAAGGCCGUUCAAGCACCAUCAGUAAAAAAAUUUCAUUUUCUGGAGAGAAAAGUCAGAAGAACUAUCUAAAUUGACAAAGACUAAACAUCCAUCAUGCUUCUAACAAUCUCAUUAAGAAGAACAUUCAGUAUUGCAAGAAAAAUUCAACCACAGUUACUAAAGACUAAUUUUUAUUUGGUGAGUGUGUAAUUCAUUUAUGAAAAAUUUAAAUUUGAAAAUUAGAACAUCUUCUGAGGUUUUAUCAUUCAUGUUUAAGAGCCAAAAAUUUUCCUUUGUUAAAGAAAUUUUAAUUUAAACAAAGACAAAAUAUACUUUUAAUAACGCUUAGAUAGUGGCAAAGCAUCUGUAAUAGCUCAUCUUUAUCUGUUUCUAUUAUCGCUUUAUGUAAAGAGCAACAUUCUACAGUGCAUCAGAGAAUGAUGUACGCCUAUACGAAUGACUCAUAAAGUAUUGAAUAUAAACUGAAAGUAUGUCAGAGUAUUGGUUAUAAUUAUAUCUUAUUAUAAAUUAUUGAAGAGAUUAAUAAAGUAUAAAAAUUACUCUUUAUAUAUAUAAAAAUUAAAUUGACGUAUUGGAUAAAUAAGUUAUUCACUUUUAGUAAUUAACUAAAAUAAGUUAACAACUAAACAGUCUAGUGAAUAUUUACUUACCUGAACUAAAUAAUUUAAUGGCGUCUCUCUUUGACUAUAACAAACGAUAUUGGCCUGUAUAUAAAUUUAAAAAAUAUGUAUACAAUAGGAUAAGAAAAUCUUUCAGAGGCCGUACGUUUAUUCAAAGUUCAAACAGUUUGAAAAUCUUGAGUAUCAAGUUCCACUUGUUCUAUUUUUAGCGAGGAGUACCGACACAGCGUAGCACCAUCUUAUCAGUAUACGUCUAAAUAAUUAUACUAUUGAUUCUAUCGGUUGUUUUAUAACUUGGUACAUAUGUUCUUUCUUAUCUCUAUAGCCCAGUGGCCUUGGUCUUCGUUCCUACCAAAGCAACAGACAGGAAAGUUCCAUUGCCGUUCCGAAACCCGAAAUUAUCACUCAGACGAAAUCCCACGUUUCAGUGGAGGAGGGAAUUGAUAGAAUAAGAUUGGGGGAUCGUUACGUUCUAUAUAAAUUACAAAACAAUAGAAAUGAUAAUAAAUUGGUUUUGUUAAUGCCGUGGGUAUUUGCCGGCAACAAGGCUGUCAGAAAAUACAGAGAAUUAUAUCAUGACCGUGGGUGGGAUGUUCUUAUUGUUCAAUGUCAUCCGGGUAUGGUUAUUUGGGUUCCAUUGGGUGAUGCACAUUCUCACAAAGCUAUGGAUAUGAUGAUUAGUCAUCCUGAAAUUAAGGAUCGCAAACAAAUUUUUGUUCAUGCUAUUAGUGGAGGUAUAUAUUUGUACUUUGGUAUGUGGAGAGCAAUGAGAAGAAAUAUGGAAAAGUUCGGUCACAUGGCCCCAAAAAUGGCAGGACACAUUUUUGACAGCGGAAUUUAUGCUGGUGGUGAUGCUACUGCUAAUACAGUAGCCAGAAUUGCUUUGGAUAAGAGACCGAUAUUACGAAACGUAACAUUUCAUCUACUUAAGCAGUGGUACACUUCAAUGAGUGUUCAUACUUGUGACUUGUUGCAAGAAUGUCUUGAUUCCUUUGCUGAUGAGCCUUCAUAUGCUCCAUGCUUGUUUGUAAACGCAUUAGAUGAUGAUAAAAUUGACUUGAAUGCGGUCGAUCGUGUCGCAGAGGGUUUAGAGCGUAAAGGAGUACCAGUUAUAAAUCAUAAAUGGGAAAAGGGUAUGCACACCGGUCACUUAAAAGAACAUCCGAAAGAGUAUAGAACUAUUUUAAGUGAAUUCGUUAAACAAUGCAACAUGGAGUAAUGUGUCUGAUUAUAAAUAUUGAAAUUAUUGAUAAAUUUUGUUUUUGGAUUUAACAUUUCUGUAUAAUAUUUCAUCUUGCCGUAUGAGGGCUCUAGUCAUGUCUAUCCUUACGAACUAUAUCAACUCUUAGCAAAAGGAAUUUAUAUUAACAAGAUUCUCUCUCUGAGCUUCUAUAUAUUUCUACAAAGGACGCGUUCACGUAGAACUUCAGCAAUUUUAUGUGAGAAGUGCCAAUGUUUUGUCUUCCCUACUUAAUUUUUCCCUUUAACUUAUUUGAGUAUUCAUAUAAAGUAUUUCAUCGUUUCACUGUUCAAUUUUCUCUAUAAACAUUAUACUGAAUUAAACAUUAUAUUGUCAUGAAUAUUCAAAAGAUACGAAUUCUAUAUUAGUUAUACCAAUAUAUUUGAAUUAAUCUAUAAGGAAACUAGUAUAUCACUUGUACGGGAUAAGAUACUUUUUAUAAUGAACUCCUAUAACA